Molecule: messenger RNA, 1140 nt
Organism: Coregonus clupeaformis (lake whitefish)
Lineage: Eukaryota; Metazoa; Chordata; Actinopteri; Salmoniformes; Salmonidae
Product: galectin-related protein-like
Exons: 5
Coding region: 348-869 (173 amino acids)
Molecular function (GO): carbohydrate binding
Source: RefSeq, a predicted model, not a curated record
UUACUUUUUUAAAGGGCACUGCCCCAUUCUAUCCCACUAUAAUUGAAGGAGAGAUGGAGGAUAGAAAAGAGAAAACAAAGCUUUCUGAUUAUAGUAAACCAGGACUAGACGGGGAUUAAAAGAUUUUGACUUCGUCAGCAGCAUUCAGCUCAGAAACUAAGCAAGUCGGAGGAUAGGAGGUCGUCGUUCGCGAUAACCGCAUGCAUAGAUUUUUUAGCAAAUUCCAACAUCACGGUCCCGGCUAUAGCCUACCUGUCAGGUCACUUCUGCUGUGGGUAUCACGUUGGUGCGACCGACAGAGCACAUUUCAGCUCAGCUGAUCCAUUUUUUUUCUCAAUUUGGUCAAGAUGGCAGAACUGAGAACUGUGGCUACUGGUGACCAUCCUAACAAAUCUGAUAGAAAUAAAUGCAGUCCAAUCUCCCUUGACCAAGAGGUUGUGCGAAGACUGUCAGUUCCAUUCAGUGGUCGUAUCAGAGGUGGGAUGAGGCCUGGAAAGAAGAUCAUUGUGAUGGGGAUAGUGAAUCCUGAGCCUGACAGCUUUGAUAUCAGUCUGGCCUGUGGGUGUGGCACAGUGGAGGAGGCUCCUCCCAUUGACGUGGCACUGGAGCUCUGUGCCAGGUUCGAGGACCGCCAGUUCCUACGCAAGGCCUGUGUCUCAGGUAUCUGGGGCGACGCUGAGAAGCCCAUCCCCUACUUCCCCUUCAUCGAGGAUCAACCUUUCCGGAUCGAGAUCCAUUGUGAACUACUGCGUUUCCGUGUAUUUGUGGAUGGACACCAGCUCUUUGAUUUUUACCACCGGGUGCGAUGCUUACUGGAUAUUGACACAUUAAGGAUUAAUGGUAGUCUGACCAUUACCAAACUCGGAUAGAAGGAAGAAGGACUAUGUAGGAUGCACCUUACGGAAGUGGUAAUGGAACCUUGCCUGCCGCAAUCCUCACACUUAGCAAUAAUGUGGACAUCGGCUUGAAAGCAAUGUCUUAGCCUCUUUGAGCCUUAACUGACAAAAUCGAUUGCAAAGCAAUGUUCUGUCUUCGGAUUUUCGAUAGGAUGUGGCCUACCUAUUUCUCUUAGUUGUGAUUUAUUUUUUGUUUCAUGGUAUUGAGUGCUGUUGGUUUGAGAUGGUCAUGAAAUAAAAAGGC